Messenger RNA from Ochotona princeps (American pika), 1170 nucleotides. RefSeq names its product fibronectin type III domain containing protein 3C1-like. Bases 76 to 1113 code for a protein of 345 amino acids. The record is from RefSeq and is a predicted model, not a curated record. The transcript is spliced from 5 exons. NCBI's taxonomy places the organism in Eukaryota, Metazoa, Chordata, Mammalia, Lagomorpha, Ochotonidae. Gene Ontology annotation, molecular function: protein binding.
AAUACAGAUGGAGUUGGCCUGUUUGGAGUAGCUGGCAUAGGAACCACACCAGCAACUGCACCAGCAGUGGUCCCGAUGUUACAUGAAGUUGAAAAGAAAGUCUCUGCCAAAUUGGCAUCAUCUUGCAUUGCCAUUCAGUGGGAAGAACCAGACGACCAUGGUUCUCCAAUCAGCGGAUAUAACAUUGACUACGGAGACAGAAACAUUUUGACUGUCGGUAGAGUAACACAGUAUGUUCUGACAAACUUACAGCCUGACACCACAUACAAAAUCAGAAUUCAAGCCAUCAAUCAAUAUGGAUUAAGCCCUUUUAGUCGAGCAGUAAGAGUCAGAACGAAGCCACUCCCACCUGAACCGCCACAACUUGAUUGUGUAGUCUAUGGACACCAGAGCCUCAGACUCAAGUGGGGCUACCCUUCAGCCAAAGGUUUACUUUCCAACCUUAUAAACUACAACUUGUUCAUGUGUAAUCCAUCUGGCAGGUUCUCUGUCAUUUACCAUGGGCCUUCUCAGACUCACAAAGUGCAGAGAUUGGUUGAAUAUACUCAAUAUAAGUUUAAAAUCCAAGCAUGUAAUGAAGCCGGUGAGGGACCACUGUCCAGCGUCUAUAUUUUCAAGACAACCAAAACCCCACCAGGCACACUUAAAGCACCUAAAUUGUAUCUGCUGAAUAACAAUACUUGCAAGAUCAAAUGGGAAACUCUGAAGCCGAUCAAAGGAGAUCCUGUAAUUUACAGUCUUCAACUUAUCAACGAAAAGGGAACUGAUUUGAUUUACAAAGGGCCGAACACGUCAUUCAGGUUUUCCAACUUACUCUCAAGUUCCAAUUAUCGCUUCAAGGUUUGUGCUGGCCGCCAAUAUAAAAUCUCCACUGGAAUUCGAGAGAUCUGGGGGCCGUACAGUCCCUGUGCGCUUCUUCCAACUCAGAAGGCUCAUCCCAGGGCCGGCAAAGGUGGCAGAGGAAACAGAGGCAGUGGUCCUGGGCAAGGGAAAGGCCUCAAGGCCAAAAUAGAAAUAAGCGACAACACAUUUGUUUUAAUCCUGGUGACAGGAUUUGCACUUGUUGCCAUUCUGUGUGCUGUUAUGAUCCAGUGCCUGUUAAUAAGCAGUUAGUCUAUAUUUCUACUUUUGCACCAUACUAAUUACAUCAAAUACAGACCUUGCUAUAUA